AUGCCGCACGACAAACGGCCAAGUAAUAAGCCAGUUUUGGCCGAAGCAUCAGGAAAUACUUUCUUGAUUUUUGAUUAUUUAGACAAAGAGGAACAUAAUUUUGAUGAAAAUAUUAUUCGUUAUUAUCAUCGACUUUAUGGUUUCGAAAAAAUUGAUUCUUGCCUAGUUCUUACCAAAGCUAAGGAACAAUUUGACUCUGCUCAGGUUGGCAACCCGGACUCUACUUUGUUUAUGAGGAUGUAUGUUUAUGAACCCGGAGAUGGGUUUUGUGGUAAUGGGGCUCGGGUCGUUGCCAAAUAUUGUUUCAGCCAUUAUAAUAAUAUUUGGAGCAGAUUCUUUAUUGUCUUAGAUGGUCAGCUUCAUGAACUGCUUCAAAGGGGCAAUGAAUAUUCCGUAGAAAUGGGUAAAUCGGUAUAUGAAGAUUUAACUGGAGAUUUUGUUAAGAAGGGAGCUUUGGAUACUAACGGAAAAUUAAUUUUGGAUGGAAUUACGUGGUAUUACGUCAAUACCUCGGAACCUCAUUUGGUUACUUUUGACGAAAUUGACGACAAGAAAUUAAUCAACAUCGGCGAUUCCUUGAAUCAGGAUAUGGACCAAUUCCGAAUUGGAAUUAAUCUCAAUAGAGUAUCAAUUCUCGGGAAAUCCGCCAUUAAUGCCUUGACAUUUGAGCGAGGUAUCAAUCGGUUGACUAAAGCCUGUGGAAGUGGUUCAACUAGUUGUGUUGCCUUGGCGAAACGAUUAAGAUUAAUAGAUGAUGCGAAAAAGGUUGUAGUCAAAGUGCGUGGAGGGUAUGUAGUUGUUACUAAUGAAGAGAACAAAAUUUACCUAAGUGGUCCAUGUUGGGUGGAUGGUAUAGAUAGUAUUGAAAUUCAUCCAGAAUCAAAAAUUUAA
Molecule: messenger RNA, 891 nt
Organism: Acaulospora morrowiae
Lineage: Eukaryota; Fungi; Glomeromycota; Glomeromycetes; Diversisporales; Acaulosporaceae
Source: the annotation of a GenBank genome assembly